Salmo salar (Atlantic salmon) is the source of this 1970-nucleotide messenger RNA. RefSeq names its product N-acyl-phosphatidylethanolamine-hydrolyzing phospholipase D. Lineage: Eukaryota; Metazoa; Chordata; Actinopteri; Salmoniformes; Salmonidae. Gene Ontology annotation, cellular component: membrane-bounded organelle; cytoplasm. Gene Ontology annotation, biological process: N-acylphosphatidylethanolamine metabolic process; N-acylethanolamine metabolic process. Gene Ontology annotation, molecular function: zinc ion binding; N-acylphosphatidylethanolamine-specific phospholipase D activity. The record is from RefSeq and is a predicted model, not a curated record.
CUUAACUAAGUUAUAAGGAAACUGGUAGCAAGUUUACAGGAACAAUAAGAAACAGUUGUUGGCCCAGAUUAUAUUAUAGGCUAGCAAAUGGUUAAGUGACCUCUAUUGUUGCUAUCUUGCAUGACUUUAUACAGUGAGGGAAAAAAGUAUUUGAUCCCCUGCUCAUUAAAAUGCAAAUCAAUUUAUAACAUUUUUGACAUGCGUUUUUCUGGAUAUUUUUGUUGUUAUUCUGUCUCUCACUGUUCAAAUAAACCCACCAUUAAAAUUAUAGACUGAUCAUUUCUUUGUCCGUGGGCAAACGUACAAAAUCAGCAGAGGAUCAAAUACUUUUUUUCCCCUCACUGUAGAACAAUUAUCUUAUGCGUCCAAUUUCCUGGUAUGGGUUUUCAGCUCUACAUUUAUGCAGCACCUGUCUGAAAAAUCUGUGCAGUUGACUCACAGAACUUCUGUCAAGAGAUAUAGCACCAGAACAACUGCAGAACUUGAUGUUGUGUCCUACACAGACCAGAGGAACAGGGACGAGGCCAUGGCAGAGCAGGGGGAAGCCCAGGGGACAGGAGAGGAACCACGACCACCCAACACGCCAUCCCUGGACCACCGGGGGACAGGGGGGACGUUCCGGGAGGGUCAAGAUGUGGAGAAGGGAGAAGUCAUAACCAGAUCCACGAGGGAGAAGAACGGUCGCUUCACCAACCCCUGGCCCACAUGGCACUACCCCUCCUCUGCCUCCCUGCUCCGGUUCUACCUACUAGAUAAGGACCACAGUAACGUACCCCGCUCCAAAGAGUUGGACUGUGAACUUCCCCUGUUGGAUCCUUACUUCAUCCAGAGCCCCGAGGUGUCAGGAGCCGUGGGGUCUGGUCUCAGGGUGACCUGGCUGGGCCACGCUUCAGUCCUGGUAGAGAUGGACGGCCUGGUCAUCCUCACUGACCCCAUCUUCAGCCAGAGGGCAUCUCCCUUCCAGUUCAUGGGGCCCAAGAGGUUCAGGGGCCCGCCGUGUACAGUAGAUCAACUACCCAAGGUGGAUGCUGUGCUCAUCAGCCACACACACUACGACCACCUGGACGUAGGUUCAGUUAGCAGCCUCAAUAAGCGCUUCGGCGCCGAGCUGCGUUGGUUUGUCCCUCUGGGACUCCAGGGCUGGAUGCAGAGCUGUGGCUGUAAGAACGUGAUAGAGUUGGACUGGUGGGAGGAGAGCUGUGUCCCUGUCCCCAGCCCUGUCGCUGUCCCCAGCCCUGUCGCUGUCCCCAGCCCUGUCCCCAGCCCUGUCGCUGUCCCCAGCCCUGUCGCUGUCCCCAGUGGUGUCAGCCAGGAUACAGUGAUGUUCGUAUUCACCCCAGCCCAGCACUGGUGCAAGCGCACCCCAACAGACGAUAACAGGGUGCUGUGGGGUAGCUGGUCUGUCCUGGGGCCCUGCAACCGCUUCUUCUUUGCUGGAGACACCGGCUACUGCUCGUCCUUCCAGGAGAUAGGGAGGAGAUUUGGUCCAUUCGACCUGGCUGCCAUACCCAUCGGUGCAUACCUGCCCAGAGAUGUAAUGAAGUCACUGCAUGUGGACCCAGAGGAGGCUGUGGAGAUUCAUAAGGACGUUAAGGCCAAACACUCCCUGGCUAUUCAUUGGGGGACCUUCGCAUUAGCUCAUGAGUAUUACUUAGAGCCUCCAGUGAGACUCAGGGAGACCAUGGAGAAGAAUGGAUUGAAUGUGGAGCACUUCUUUGUCCUGAACCAUGGAGAAUCCAGAGUGUUGGGGGGAGAAAGAGAAGGAGGGGCAUUUGAAUGACCAGUGUGGGCUACAUUGCCAGAAGCUGCAAUAUGAAAGAGUUUGGAUUUCUGACAAAGAAAUCUAAGCUUUGCAUUAUAGCAUUUGCCUGGUAAAAGGGCACUGAUGUACAUAUUUGCAACUUAAAAAAAUAAAUCUAUGUUUUUAAUGCCAAGUGAUAUUGAUUGCACUAUUAAAUUCAUUUUACCAA